UGGACCCUCCCGGAGCUCUUCCGGGUGUGGAUAACCCACAUUUCCUCCUGCCGACACGCAUUCCCAAGAAAACAUCCUGGAUAACGGGCCGAGCUGCGUGUUGGUGCAAACCAACGAAUGAAACGGAGCACUCGAGGUGAAAGACAGACAGUUCGCCAGAUACAGGACAUGUUUGACGACCGACUGUGGGAACCGUGGAAUAUUUGAGAUGUCAGCGCAUCAUUUUCCAACAUCAUUCGCCAGCCAGCUGUUCACGUUUCGAGUUACAGAACGCAGACCUUCUCUGUAGUGACUCCUUUCAAAAUACAAGACAUUAAGCAAGCAUUUUAAAUAGGGAAACAAUAUGUGGCUAUACACUUUGGCUAUUUCUCUUAUUGUCAUUGCGCAUGAGGUCAACGGAGAGCCACAUACGCGUCCAUCCUCGGCGACGCAGCUGAAUUCAACAUUGCCCCCUCAAGAAGAAGAUUCAACACACAAUACAACAGAUGCAGAGAUUGGAUCUCGUAUUUCUACUAUUUUAAGGGAUCUUCCUACUAUCAAAGGCAUUUCGAUUUUCAUCUGCGUAUUAACAACCUUGCUAAUCACGUGCCUUGUCAUAAAAAUAUUCAGAUCGGCAAAGAAGAUCAGAAAAACGCGAAAAUAUGACAUCAUCACAACUCCCGCUGAGCGUGUAGAGAUGGCACCUUUAAAUGAAGAAAAUGACGAAGAAGACGAUUCAACCCUGUUCGACGUCAAGUACAGGUGAAUGGCAUUCUGCGCUCAUUCAUUGUUGAAGAUCUUUUCUAAAACCCCCUGGAUGAACACAUCUAUACAAGAAUUGUGCUCCCUGCAUCUCUAAUUUGAUCCUUUUCCUCAGAGGCUUGAAACGUCAGCGGAACCAGAGUUUUUUGAUGUAUUCCUAUGUUCUGACAUUCCAAACCAGCAUUAAAUGUGAUGUCUUAUGAAAGCUUUUCCAGCAAAGAUUGAUGAAAACAACAUUUUUCUUUGCUUCAAAGAAAGGAGAUACUAAACAAAAUUAAUUAUUGCACAGCUUUUCAUAUUUUGCCCAAAAACAUUCCAGUUGUUUGGUAGAAAGUCUGCAAUUCAAUAUAAAAUAUUCAAUUUUGCCCAGGCAGCUUUGAACAUUUCUGUUACAGUAUAUUACACUGAAGCUAUUUUGAGUAAUGUUUUUAAAAUGUAAUGAUAAUUUCAGACAAAAAUGAUUGAUUUAAAAAUUCUACACAUUAUAUUGUUUUCUUUAAGUGAUUUAGCUGUGCUUAAAUCUGCUCAAAGAUUCCAAUUAAAAGAAUAUCGAUAUAUUUUCGUCCAAAUCUGACGAUGUUAAAUGGAUGUUCAUGAUCCAAUACUGAAACUGUCUUUAUUAUAUACUAUUGUCUGUAUAUACUGUAUGCAAAUUAGUUUAUUUUUAGAAAAAAGCAUAUUUUGAUUUAAUAAGAGUAAUAUGUUUCAAACCUCCCUAUAUUUUAAAAAAUAUUAAUCUACUAACCACUAAUUGUGCGUAUUUACUGUAUAAGGGUUGAAUGUAUGUGUGUGUGAGAGAGGAUGUGUUGAGUUGGGAGAAUAUUGUUGCCAUAUUGCUGCUCUCUGAGGUCGGGGAUUGUUUUUUAUUGUCGCGUAUGCACACCUCCUUUUUUAAUUAACUGGUUUUUACAGUGGAAAACUGCGGUGCCACACAUCAUGAAGAGUUUAAACAUAUAUAGCUGUUAUAUCAGAUAUGUUAAAUUAUAUUUCCCAGAUUUAGAGCAGCAUUGAAAGAGUAUAUUUGAAAACUACAAUGAUAUAUUGAUGAUAUAUUGUGUUAUGUGACUUUUCCUUAACUAUAGUAUGACUUUAUUUUAUCUUGACGCUCCUAAUGUGAAGGACUUAAGUCCAGCAUCUAAGGACCAAUAAGAAUGUGUAUUGAAUUAUAAAUUGUUUAUGAUGUGGCUGACUAGAAAAUGAAGUAUGUGGUUCUCUCCGUCUAUUCUGCUCUAAAUGUUUCCAUCUUCCUAAUGUAUUUCACACAAAUCUGAAUUAAAAUGAAGGAGAGGAA
Messenger RNA from Labeo rohita (rohu), 2032 nucleotides. RefSeq names its product family with sequence similarity 174 member B (gene fam174b). The transcript is spliced from 3 exons. Bases 344 to 745 code for a protein of 133 amino acids. The record is from RefSeq and is a predicted model, not a curated record. Lineage: Eukaryota; Metazoa; Chordata; Actinopteri; Cypriniformes; Cyprinidae.